Molecule: messenger RNA, 1229 nt
Organism: Lactuca sativa (garden lettuce)
Lineage: Eukaryota; Viridiplantae; Streptophyta; Magnoliopsida; Asterales; Asteraceae
Source: RefSeq, a predicted model, not a curated record
GUUUACUCGUCAUCAAAGACUUUUUCUUCCAAUAUUCAAUUCCCCCGCUUUCGUCUUCCUCUAUAUCCCUCGUCCCUUUCCAUUUGGAUAUUCUCUCCGGCAUCCACCGGUUUCUAUCGUAUCUCCUAAUUUCACAGUUUCAGUUAUAUGAUACAAUCAUCGUUUUAUCCAUUCCACUUCUGUUACGCUUCUUGAUUCCCGUUUUGUAAUUCAUCUUGCAGAGUCGAACAUGUCAGGGCUCAAGAAACCUCAUCUCCACAAACCUCGAUUCCCAAGUCAACCCACAUCCAAUCCAUUCGAUUCUGACGAUGAAAUCGACAAAAAAUCAACCCUAAAACCAUCAAAAAAACCCUCUUCCGAACCUUCAAUAACCCCAAAUUCAAAAACCAGUUUUUUCGAUGACAAUGAAAUUAAAGGGGCCUCGAAUUCAUCUGGGUAUGCAUCAAGAAACAAAUACAAAAACGAUUUCAUCGAUUCUGGUGGUGUAGAUAACCAAAGUGUCCAAGAAUUGGAACAUUACGCUGCGUAUAAAGCUGAAGAAACUACAAAGUCUGUGCAUAGUGCAUUAAAAAUCGCAGAAGAUAUUAGAGAAAGUGCCACUAACACCAUGCUCACCUUACAUCAACAAGGUGAACAGAUUAACAGAACCCACAAUGCUGCAGCAAAUAUCGAGCAAGAUCUCAGUAGGGGAGAGAAGCUAUUGGGAAGUCUUGGAGGCAUUUUUUCUAGGACUUGGAAGCCGAAAAAGGGUCAGACUAUAAGAGGUCCUACAAGCAUCAGAGAUGAUCCAGAUAGAAGAAAGGGUAACCAUUUGGAGCAAAGAGAAAAAUUGGGACUUACAACAACUCCAAAUAAGGGAGCUUCACGUUCGAGGGUCCCACUUCCUGAAUCCGCUGAUGCAAUGCAGAAAGUUGAGUAUGAAAAGGAGAAGCAGGAUGAUGGGCUCUCUGAGUUGAGUAACAUAUUGGGUGAACUGAAGGAAAUGGCUGUUGACAUGGGUUCUGAAAUUGAAAGGCAAGAUAAAGCCCUUAAUCCUCUUCAAGAUGAUGUUGAUGAGAUCAAUUUCAGAGUAAGAGGUGCCAAUCAACGAACUCGACGACUUCUUGGAAAAUAAUUGAAUUUGUUUGAAUGAAUUUGGUUAUAUUUCUAUAUUUUUAUUGAAAAAUAUAGAAAACAUUGUCUCCUUACUACUUCCCUUUUAUUUGUUAUGUAGAGGAUUGUUUACCUAA